Molecule: messenger RNA, 1504 nt
Organism: Geodia barretti
Lineage: Eukaryota; Metazoa; Porifera; Demospongiae; Tetractinellida; Geodiidae
Source: the annotation of a GenBank genome assembly
ACGCCUAAACCAGAGCUUCACGGCUACCCGCCGGGCAGCGUGGAGUCUAAAACCGGCCUCGUUAUGAGAGCUGCGUCUUUGCUGCUGUUCGCGGGAGGCCUUCUGGUUGGCAUAGUCUUCUCCCUUCUCUUCUUCCUGGCCAGCGACUCUAGGACCUCCGCCUGCCGCUCCCGAGAACGUUUCCAUGAGCCCGAGUUUCCUCCUCCGCCUCUCUUCCCCGACCCGGAACCCGCCGAGCCCAAGCAGUUCGAUCUGGAGAACCUGGAAACGAAAAAGUAUCUCUUUUCCGAGUUUGCCCCUAAGCACACCGGGAAGCCGAUCCGCCUGGAGCACCCGACGCACCUCAGGCAGGAGUACCGUUUGAGGAAGACUCUGUUUGUGGGUGUCCUCUCCUCACAGAUGUACUUGGCCACUCGGGCCAAGGCAAUGUUCGAAACGUGGGGCCAAGACGUGAGCAUGCUCGCCUUUUUUGUGGGGGAGGAUUGCAUUGUCCCCUCUGAACUUUCCCACCUCCCCGUAAUAAAGCUCCCCGGGGUACCCGACGCCGUGUAUCCUCCGCUGAAGAAAGCGUUUGCCGUCAUGCAGUACAUGUACGAACACUACGUCGACGACUACGAUUGGUUCAUACGUGCCGACGACGAUAUUUACCUGCGCGGCAACAAGCUAAUUGAGCUGCUGAACAUGAUGGACGCUGGGGAGCUCAUAUCUUUGGGGAGGGCGGGAGAGGGUCGUGCGGAGGACACGGACAGACUGAACCUGCUGAAGCAUGAGAAGUACUGUAUGGGUGGUCCGGGGAUGAUAUUCAGUCGGGGGAUGAUGGUAGCUCUGGGUCCCUACCUCGACCUCUGCCUCAAAGCUGUGCUGUAUCACGACAGUCUGGACCCCCAGUUCCCUUGGAAUGACGACGAUGUAGAGAUUGGGAGGUGCAUCAGUCGAGAACUGAAUGUACAGUGUUCUACUUCCCUCGAGGGAAGGAGAUACUUUUAUACCGACUACAUUGGCGAAAGCCUGGACACCCAGACACUCUGGAGAAAACCGGAGCUGAGGGAAAUAAUCACAAUUCAUCCUAUCAAAGACCCUGGUCACGUCUACUCUCUUCAUCUCUUCUACCGCACACUGGAGUACGAGGAGCUCUUUCUUCGGAAACAGACCAUCGAUCGCUCGCUCACUUCUCUCUGUCAAACUGUUCCCAGUAACCUCGUCCCACCCACCUUCCUCGAGACAAAUUGUGCAGUACAGUUUGGCUCUUCCCACGUGUAUGACAGGAACUCUAUACCAGUGAAAAUGACACACAAACAUCACAAGAAGAAAAAGAGGUUUUAGCACACCGACUAAUUAAUUGUGUGUCUCUGUCUUGUUUUUCACUUAACCACUGCUUUUGUGGUAUAUAUGAAUGCGUGUAAAACUCGCGCACACUCUGAGUGGGGUAGUUAAUUUAAUACGAAAAAAGGCGCACAUACAUUGUACGUUGAUUGUAAUGUAGGACCAUUUUUAUCGAAAUUUU